Fusarium vanettenii 77-13-4 is the source of this 2124-nucleotide messenger RNA. RefSeq lists its product as uncharacterized. The coding region runs from base 1 to 2124 and encodes 707 amino acids. The transcript is spliced from 2 exons. Gene Ontology annotation, molecular function: NADPH-hemoprotein reductase activity; flavin adenine dinucleotide binding; FMN binding. NCBI's taxonomy places the organism in Eukaryota, Fungi, Ascomycota, Sordariomycetes, Hypocreales, Nectriaceae. The record is from RefSeq and is a predicted model, not a curated record. Gene Ontology annotation, cellular component: cytosol.
AUGUACAAUGCGGCUCUCCUCGAACCACUUUCCACCAUUUUUUCUAUCCUCAUUCUCAUCGGGACUGCGAGCUACCUCACAGGAUGGAAGCCUUGGGUUGGGAGCAAAAAACACGGUGCCGACACUCUCCCUACCGUGGUGGAAGGAAAUGCGAGAGAUAUCAUCGCCACCAUGGAAAAGACAGGCAAGAACUGCGUCGUCUUUUAUGGGUCACAGUCCGGCAAUGCUGAAGACUACGCCACUCGACUGUCCCAGGAAGGGAAGAGCUGCUACGGAUUAGAGACGAUGGUUGCCGACCUCGAGGACUACGACUACGACAAUCUGGACAUGUUCCCUAGGGACAGCGUGGCCAUCUUUGUCCUCGCAACAUACGGGGAGGGCGAGCCCACGGACAACGCCGUCGACUUCUAUAGAUCCAUCACCGAAGCUACCUUCUCCGACGAUCGAAGCCCACCACUGGGUAACCUCCAGUACAUGAUAUUUGGCCUUGGCAACAGCACGUACGAGCACUAUAACCUCAUGGGCCGAUGCGUCAACAAGAUGCUCCAGAGUCUGGGGGCUCAGAGAAUCGGCCCAACCGGAGAGGGCGAUGAUGGUAUGGGAACUCUGGAGGAGGCCUUUCUCACAUGGAAGGACAGCAUGUGGGCUGCCCUUGCUAGCCACAUGGGUCUGAAAAAGCGGGAAGCGGUCUAUGAGCCCAUAUUUGAGCUUUUCAAGGAGCCUGCACUAAGCAGUGCCUCCCCUGGAGUCUACACGGGCGAGCCCAACGACGUACAUCUCAAGGGAGACAUCAAAGGGCCUUUCAACGCUCAGAACCCAUACAUUGCGUCCGCUACCGAGUCAAGGGAGCUCCUUUCCGGCGGAAGUAGAAACUGUCUGCAUCUAGAAAUCGACGUCAGGGGCUCUGGUCUCACGUACCAGACCGGUGACCAUAUCGCCGUCUGGCCGAUGAACGCCACCGACGAAGUUGACGAAUUCCUACGUGUCAUUGGUCUUGAGGGACAGAAAGACACUGUUGUUCGCAUUGAACCAAUCGACUCAACAACCAAAGUUCCUUUCCCCACGCCCACCACCUUCCACGCCAUCGCUCGUUACAAGCUUGAGAUUUGUGCGCCAGUGUCUCGCCAGUUCCUCGGCAGGCUAGUUGCUUUUGCGCCAAGCAAAGAAGCAGAGACAGAGCUAUCCAAGCUCGUCCAAGACAGGACCUACUUCUAUGAGAAAGUCGGCAAGAUGCAAUACAAUCUAUCCAGGACGCUCAACAUGGCCAGCGGGGGUGAAAAGUGGGAUAAGAUACCAUUCUCACUCUUGAUCGAGGGCCUCCCAAAACUCCAACCUCGCUACUACUCCAUCUCCUCGUCUUCUCUAGUGCAGCCAGACACUAUCUCAAUUACGGCAGUGGUGGAGAACCAAGUUAUCCCCGGCCGAGAAGAUCCCUUUAAAGGAGUCGCAACCAACUACCUCCUUGCACUAAAGAAUCAUCAGGCUGGAGACGCAAAGGCAGGUUCGCGAUACGACCUAAUGGGUCCAAAGAGAAGAUACGGCGGUGUGUGCUUGCCUAUUCACCUUCGCUCAUCCAACUUUAGGUUGCCUUGUGAUCCCUCAAAGCCAGUCAUCUUGAUUGGUCCAGGCACAGGCAUCGCCCCGAUGCGUGGGUUCGUCCAUGACCGGGCCAGAUUGGCAGGACAAGGCCAAGCGGUUGGGCGUACGCUUCUUUUCUUUGGGUGCAGGCGGCGGGGCGAGGACUACCUCUACGAGUCCGAGUGGGAGGAGUUUAUGAAGAUACCGGAAUUCGACUUUGAGGUUGUCACGGCAUUCUCUCGAGAAGGGCCUGGAAAGAUUUAUGUCCAGCAUCGGCUGAAGGAGAGGGCAUCCGAGGUCAACAAGCUACUGGAGAAGGACGCAAGCGUCUAUGUGUGUGGCGACGCCGGAAACAUGGCCAUUGCAGUGAAGCAAACCCUGGUCCAGGUCGUUUCUGAGGAACGGCAAGUCUCCAAGGCCACGGCUGAGAACAUUUUCAAGGCUAUGAAGGCUUCCAGAAGAUAUCAGGUGCGUAUUCGUGUCCUCUGCGUUCUCAAACAUCCCAGACUGAUCGAUAUUACAGGAAGAUGUAUGGUAAGUAGUUAA